AUGAGCACACUGGCAGACAUUAAAAUUUUUUGUGGCUCCAGUCAUCCAGAACUCGCCAACCUCAUAUGCAAACGACUCGGUGUACCUCUGGGUCGAUCAAGUGUGACGAAAAAUGAUGCUGGCGAGCUCAUGGUUCGCAUGUAUGAGUCUGUGCGUGAGCAUGAUGUGUACAUUAUCAAUACUUCCUGUGUGACAUAUGACCAGGAUGGUCGGCCCGUGUCACCCAACACGUCGCUGAUGGAGUUGCUCAUUAUGAUUAACGCGUGCAAGACGGCGAGUGCACGCCGCGUGACGGCAGUCAUCCCGCACUUUUUCUAUGCGCGGCAAGACAAAAAGGAUAAGAGUCGGGCUCCCAUCUCAGCUCGGCUCAUUGCGAACAUGCUGGAAACAGCAGGUUGUGACCAUGUGAUUACGAUGGAUUUGCAUGCGUCGCAGAUCCAGGGCUUUUUUAAUGUGCCCGUCGACAACCUGUACUCGGAGCCAGCAGCUCUGCAGUACAUGCGGGAGAUGCUCGAUAUCAACCGUGUUGUGAUUGUGUCGCCCGAUGCUGGUGGCGCAAAGCGAGCUACGUCGAUUGCAGACCAGCUGGGCGUCGACUUUGCUCUUUUCCACAAGGAACGCAAGAAGGCCAAUGAGGUGUCACGCAUGGUCCUGGUCGGCGACGCAAAGGACAAGAUUGCUGUCUUGAUUGACGACAUGGCCGAUACAUGUGGCACACUGGAUUUGGCGGCAGAACGCCUGAAGGAAAGCGGUGCUGAUCGUGUGUUUGCGCUGGUCACGCACGGUAUCUUGUCGAAACCGGCGCUGGAGCGCAUCUCUAAGAGCAGCUUGGAAAUGCUUGUGGUCACAAACACGUUGCCGCAGGCAGCCAACAAGGAAAAGUGCGCCAAGAUUGAGGAAAUUGACGUGAGCCACAUUCUUGCCGAGACAAUUCGUCGGUCUCACUACGGAGAGAGUGUGUCUGUCCUGUUCAGCCAGGUGCCUUACGAUACAGUGCAACCGUACCGGCGAGGGGCUGAUACGCCGACGCACAGUCCGCCCCGCUCAGCAACAUCGUCGCCCUCGCAUCCGAGCCUCUCUGGCGCUGUACUUGAUAAGCGCCUGGGUGUGCUAAGUGGCUCAGAAAAAGACCACGCAGCCACGGUGCCGAGUCCCUUGCGCCAAGUGUCGUCUGGACAGGACGCGUAA
This is a messenger RNA of Malassezia globosa CBS 7966, 1188 nucleotides long. RefSeq lists its product as uncharacterized. Gene Ontology annotation, biological process: purine nucleotide biosynthetic process; ribonucleoside monophosphate biosynthetic process; 5-phosphoribose 1-diphosphate biosynthetic process. Gene Ontology annotation, molecular function: magnesium ion binding; ribose phosphate diphosphokinase activity. The record is from RefSeq and is a predicted model, not a curated record. The coding region runs from base 1 to 1188 and encodes 395 amino acids. Gene Ontology annotation, cellular component: cytoplasm; ribose phosphate diphosphokinase complex. Lineage: Eukaryota; Fungi; Basidiomycota; Malasseziomycetes; Malasseziales; Malasseziaceae. The transcript has 4 exons.